Sphenostylis stenocarpa is the source of this 1395-nucleotide messenger RNA. The record is from the annotation of a GenBank genome assembly. NCBI's taxonomy places the organism in Eukaryota, Viridiplantae, Streptophyta, Magnoliopsida, Fabales, Fabaceae.
AUGGCAAGCUGUGCUGCCAAAGGAGGUUGCCCCACUGACUACAUAGCCAUUGCUGUGUCCAUUCUUUCCUUCACUGUGCUUCUCUUAUGGUCCAUAAUUCCCUUCAUAGUUCACAAGGUUCCUCGUACCAAAGGCAGUGGCUUCUGGAUACCUGUAAUUCAAGUUGUUGCCAGCUUCAUCCUUCUUCUAUCGCUUGUGAUAUCGAAUAAUUACUUGAAACUUGGAGAUAGACAUUGGUGGCGGUCAUGCUACCUAUGGGGAGUCUGGGGUGAAGGUCCACUAGGGUUUGGGUUACUCUUCAGCUGUCGCAUUACACAGGCUUCACAAUUAUAUUUUAUCUUUGUGAAGAGACGUUUACCACUGAUAAGAUCAUAUAUUUUUCUUCCACUUAUUCUACUUCCCUGGAUUGCUGGUGCUGCUGUUAUCCAUUGGAUGAAGCCUCUAAGCAGUCGCUGCCACAUGAGAGCUCAAUGGACCAUCCCAGUUAUAAGCCUUCAUUCAUUGUAUAUUGCUAUUUUGGUUGGGGUUACAACUGCUGUUCAUCACAUAGAGUUCAGGUUUGAUGAACUCAAAGAUCUCUGGCGGGGAAUACUUGUAUCAGCUGUGUCCAUUGCUGUUUGGGUUACUGCUUACACACUAAAUGAAAUUUAUGACGAUAUCUCAUGGCUUCAAGUUGCCUCUAGAUUUAUGCUUUUAGUUGUGGCUAGUAUACUUGUGGUGGCUUUCUUUUCAAUAUCAAGUUCUCAACCACUUCUCUCACAAAUAAGUUUGAGGAGAAGAGAAACCCUAGAAUUUCGAACGAUGAGCCAGGCUCUGGGCAUACCUGAUAGUGGGGUAUUAGCACAAAGUGAACCAAUUUUAAGGAUAGAUCCUAAUGAACCAUUGGAUAAGCUUCUCUUGAACAAGAAAUUCCGGCAGUCUUUUAUGGCAUUUGCUGAUAGUUGCUUGGCUGGGGAGAGUGUGCACUUCUUUGAUGAAGUAUAUGAGCUUAGUAAAAUACCUGAAGAUGACUGUGUGAGAAGGAUCUAUAUGGCACGCCAUAUUAUUCAGAAAUACAUAGUUGCAGGUGCGGCUAUGGAGGUGAACAUCUCUCAUAGAAGCAAACAAGAAAUUUUGUCUACUUCCAACCUCGCACACCCUAAUCUCUUCCAAAAUGCACUCAACGAGAUCAUUCAGUUGAUGAGAACAAACUUGGCUAGAGAUUACUGGUCAUCAAUGUUCUUCCUGAAGUUCCAGGAAGACUCCAAUGUGAGAUCUAAUGAGUAUGAACUGGAGCACAUGACAGGGUGGAACUUUUCCCCAAGGUUGAGUUCUGUGCAUGGUGCAGAUGAUCCUUUUCAGCAGGACCAUCUUCUCAAGAGCUCAGGCUGUAGCAGUGAUACUACUGUCUUAUGA